Messenger RNA from Colletotrichum phormii, 715 nucleotides. RefSeq lists its product as uncharacterized. The record is from RefSeq and is a predicted model, not a curated record. Lineage: Eukaryota; Fungi; Ascomycota; Sordariomycetes; Glomerellales; Glomerellaceae. The coding region runs from base 194 to 556 and encodes 120 amino acids. The transcript has 3 exons.
GGGCGCUCUUUCGGAAAACUGGGUCACCAAUAGUGCCAACCAGAAUGCAACCUUCUGCGCAAUAGUGGUGGUUGGCCUCUUUGUUACCUGCUACCUGGAAACAAAAGUCCUAAGUUUCGUUGGCCUUGUGACCACGAUAGUCUUCUACGGCCACUUCUUCCUCACCAUAGACCGCAACAUAUUGGUCUCGAGUAUGCUCUACAUAGCCUGUCUUAUGUACAGCUACUUGCACUUGAAAGCUACCAUUAAACCGUACGGAGGCCAACUGUCACUUUUCGCUCUGGUGGUUUGUUUCCUUGCCGGCCUCUUCGUAUGGCCUAUAGCCGGCUCCUGGUGGUCAUCUGAAUGUAAAGCGGCGGCGCUCAGAGAUCGACUCCUUUUCGAAUUAUUGCCCUUCUAUAUUAGUAUCUCGACUUUGAUCGUCUGUUGGCUCACCAACGUUCUGAAAGGGACAGCGGGGAUCAACCAACAGGCUAUGGCGAGACUUCCUGUCGCCAUCCCAGAUCGUCGACCCGAACAAAACUUUCAGCGCCUUGGGCAAGACUUCGCCCCUUGAGAUGUGAGAAGGUCACCAUCUUUGGCCUCACGAACCAGCUACUACUGAUCACGAUUAAUCGUGAUAAUCAUUGUGAAACUUACAUGUGACGAUACCAACCAGGGAAUGCUCGAAUUCGGCGUUUUGAUUCAUUUGACCUGUCACUUCCAGGAGUCUAGG